UUUUCCACCUGCAGUUCAGCGCAGUUGACAUUACUCUCAUAUAGAAAUGAGGAACCAACACUGUUUUAUGUUAAUCUGCUGCUGCUGUUCUUUUUUGUUCUUGACAUGGAGAACAUAUGACUUUAAACCCUGGGAUUAUGAAUGGGAAGAUAAUUUUGACUCUUCAUUUAUGAGAGUGCUGCAGUGCACAGAGCUGAGGAAGAAGUAUACUUCACUGAAAGCUUUGAAACUGCGCAACACCAAGGAGUUCACAGAUGAUAUGAAGGAGCUCAUGACCUGCCCCUGGAAAGCAAACAUAACUCAAAAAGAGCGCUACAGGGUUGAAAUGCACUCCUGUUGCAAUGCCACUGACGAUUUGAUCCUGACAAAGAAAAACACAGCCCUGGGUCAUAAUAUUACUUACGAUGGGGAGAGAAGAAAAAGGGUGGUGGACAACUCACUGUUGGAAAUGUUCCCUGAGAGUAUCCCCUGGAGGACUGGAGGUCUACUUGGGCGCUGUGCAGUCGUUGGGAAUGGUGGGAUUUUGAAGAACAGCAGUUGUGGUUCCCAGAUUAACAAGGCUGACUUUGUCAUAAGGUUGAAUCUAGCUCCCAUAAAUGUGAGCACAGAUGUAGGCAAGAAGACAAAUUUGAUAACAGCCAACCCAACCCAGAUACUAAGAGGCUACCGCAACCUGAAGAAGCACCCCGAGCCCCUGGCAGACAAAAUGUCUAAUUAUGGAAAUCCCCCCCUCAUCAUGCCCGCCUUCUCAUUUGCAUUCUGCACCAGGGUUUCCCUCCAAGUUCGGCAAGCCCUCCGCACAGUCCACCCUCAGCAGGAGGUAGCUUAUUUCAACCCUAACUAUCUGCGGGACCUGCACCGUUACUGGCGGCGGAGGGGCCAUUGGGCACCCCGUCUCUCCUCAGGGUUAAUGCUGGCGAGUAUAGCCCUGGAACUGUGUGAGGAGGUACACCUUUACGGGUUCUGGCCCUUUAACUUUGACCUUUCCCAGAAGGCAUUGCCCCACCACUACUAUGACAAUGUUGGACCCCAUGGGAGGUUACAUUCUAUGCCCCGGGAGUUCACCCAGCUGCUGAACAUGCACAGUAAUGGGGCAAUAAACCUCCAUAUUGGGAAAUGCCAGUGAAUCUGCUGUUGACAGGAAUGUGAUACAGUGGUUAGAUCAACAGAUCAAUUUCAUAUUUUGAAAUGGAAGUCCAUAUAAAGAAACGUGCACUUUAUCAUAAGAUAAAUUCAGUCAUGAAAGAAUUGUUUUCAGGGUGUUUUUUGCUUAGUUUUCCUCUUAUUUAUAAUUCCUUUUCAUCAGUCUUCCCAAUGCUAUACAUUCUCUUCUUCAAAAUGUGUACUUGCACACCAGCAUUUGUUCAUUAACAUUACUUGCUAAUUGAAUUAUCUGCUUCAUGUUUACAUUUCCUUAUUUUACAUUAAAAAGCAGUAUGUGUGCAAUUGAAUAUGGAAUGAGAUGACAUAUGGAAUGACGGCUUAAAAAUGUAGUUUGGCAGAUGGGGGCAGUGUAUAAAAAGGACUGUAAUUCACCUGAAAUGGAUGGAGAUAAGCUUAACUUUGUGUUGCACUUUAUCAUCAUAUUCAUUGUAUCAUUUGAAAUGUGCUGGAAUACGGAGCCAAAACAACAAAAUAGUGUCGCCAUCCAAAUACUUAUGGACAGCACUGGACCAGAGCUUGCAGUAUAAAUUGUAUUUUGGAGCCUAUUAACCACUAGCUACUCCCAUUCAUGUCAAGUUCUUUAGGAACAGGGCUAAGAUAGACACUUUACAAAUAUGACAUUACAAAACCAUUAAAAUAAUGGAAUCUUCAUAAAAUAUGUUGCAUAGUGGGAGCAGCAUCUGGACCAGCCCACAAAGUACAAAUGUCAUUAUAUUAAAAGUCCAGCAUAGACAAGAAUGUAUAGAUAGCAAUAUCUUAUUUAAGGGUAUUUUUAUACAGCAUUUACAGAAAUUACAGCACAUACAUCCCAUCCCAUCCCAUUUUCCCAUCCCCUAUAAUGAAGAAUAGACACGGAAAGCAGUCUUAUACUAGUGUUAAAAUAUGGUACCAUUUGCUAAAUCAGCUAACAUUUGUUCAGAAAUGUUACAACAGUGUCAGAAAUGUCAUUGUGACCUUGCCAUGGUAGAAAGGCAGGUUUGUAACAGGUCAUUGUGUACACAAGUCAGAACAUUUCACUCUUUGUUUUUCCUGUAGGUGUGUCUUAACAAAGGGAUAAAUUAUAACUUUUUUCAAUAAAAGUUUGUAAUUCUUCUACUUA
Messenger RNA from Anguilla rostrata (American eel), 2263 nucleotides. Its product is annotated as alpha-2,8-sialyltransferase 8F-like. NCBI's taxonomy places the organism in Eukaryota, Metazoa, Chordata, Actinopteri, Anguilliformes, Anguillidae. The record is from RefSeq and is a predicted model, not a curated record. Gene Ontology annotation, molecular function: alpha-N-acetylneuraminate alpha-2,8-sialyltransferase activity. The coding region runs from base 47 to 1126 and encodes 359 amino acids. The transcript is spliced from 7 exons. Gene Ontology annotation, biological process: oligosaccharide metabolic process; N-glycan processing.